AUGGCUGACGAAAGAGCUGUGGCUAAGCGGUCCGAGCAGCUUGCUAACGCUAUCCUGCUCAAUCGUGAUCUCUACGCGCCCGCGCGAAGGUACAGCUGUGAGAACGUAGUCAAGCUUGCGACCACUGCAAUCGUGAAGGAUGUUGCUGAGAAGCACCUACGGGACGGUCACCCAGCUCCGUCGGAAGCACGUGGCAUCGAGUUCGGCUGGGGGAACUUGGUCGAAUGGCUGGGUCUUAACAGGACAGCGGAGGCCAUGUUGAAGCGGGCAAUCGAACGCUCUAUGGAACCGAGUCGCAGCGGAGAUGUGCCAUCCUCGGCUUCUUUCGAGCGUCUGCGCCUCUGUCCCGCGGCUUCCGUUGUGCUGGCCGGUGGGUCCUUUGCACCUUCAGGUCGCAUGCGGAGCUUCAUGAAGAAGGCCUCGGUGAGCUUCGGGGCCCUGGAUAGGUUCGCCAAGAAGGAGCCGUCCGAAAGCGAGGUCGGCGAUGGCCCAGAGGCUGCGGCAGCCUCAAGCUCACAAGCUCCCGCGGUGAUGGGUGAGGACCCUUCCGUGUUUCGACAUCUAGAUGCAAUCCGGAUGGUUGAGCGGGUCGUCGCUGGCUUUCGGUUCGAGAUGGAUGAGUUCGAAUACAACGGCGGCACCACCAUUAUGAAGCUCUGCGAAGGCCAGAGCCUCAGGGCGGCGCUGCAAGCCUUGUUGACGGCUGGAGAAACCGCGGUGGCCUGGCUGGACUCGCAUGAUAACAUGUACCCGGUGUCCGGGUUCGACGACGUCAAGGAUGUUGUCGUCCUGGCUGAUGGCGGUGGGCACGAGGCUCUCUCGGAGAUCUCCGCGCUUUAUUGGGACUGGGGCGCGCAGCAGGUAGCCGCUCCUAGGAUGGAGGGAGAUGCGGUGUCGGCCGCAGAGCAGGUAACCGCUCCUAGGAUGGAGGGAGAUGCGGUGUCGGCCGCAGAGCAGGUAACCGCUCCUAGGAUGGAGGGAGAUGCGGUGUCGGCCGCAGAGCAGGUAGCCGCUCCUACGAUGGAGGGAGAUGCGGAGCCGGCCAUGGAGCAGGAUGCCGAGACGCACAUGGGCCAGGAUGCCGAGACGGGGCUCGAUGCAGCCGCGCCAGCCGCGAUGGAGGAUGCAUUGCGGGAGGCCCCGGAGCAGGAGACCGUCCUGUUCUGUGGUUCCGUGCUUUUUUUUUGUUGGCGCCGUCAGGCAGAGUCGAAGCAGGACUCCACGCCCGAGGAUAUGGCUGCGGGUGCGGAGCAGGCGAGUGCCUUCAGUGAUUUUGUUCUUCCGCUCACCCCAACCGUGCAGGCAGAUGCAGUGGAGGAUGGCCCCGACACCACGGCACCGGCCAUGGAGGCCGGGGUGAUUCAGCCUUCGGUUCCUUUGCUGGCGUGUCGGGCCUUUGCGCAGGCAGAUGACUUGGAGAAGCGGAGGGCCGAUGAGUGGCGGUCGCUGGAGGCCGCGGCCCUGCAGGGGGUCCAGCUGGCGGUGCUCCUGGCUGGCUUCGUUCGCCAGCGUGUCUCGCAGCCUGGCAGUGAGCCCGGAGUGCUCUCGAGAUUCUUGAAGGCUUUCGGUGCGGGGCAUUGGGAUGAAGUCGAGCUGCAGACGGCCCGCGGCUUGGCGGCGGUGGCUCCGUCGCUCUUAGAAGACGGGGAUGCAGAGGAGGAUGCACAGCGCCCCGCCGGCGCCCGGAACGAGAAACCGGAGGGGGGUGAUGAGUUUUCCGAGUGGGAGAAGAGCGAGUUGGAUCGCCAGAGGGAGCUUGACCAGAGGGCUCUCGCCGUGCAGGUGGAGGACGUCGCGGUGGAGGCCGAGAGGAGCGAUGUCGACCACAUGCUCGAGGACGUGAACUCGGAUGAGAGGGCGUACUUUGUCGUCUUCGACCGGGUCAACCCCGAUGCGAUGGAUGCUCUUGGGAGCUUGGAGAUCAGCAAGGUUUUCAGGACCGCGAAUGGCCGAGGCCCCACCAUGGUCCGCGUGCUGGGCGAUGUCAUGGCCCAGUGCUCGAAGAACCGAGUUUACGGCGGGAGGUCCUUCAAGACUUUCUACUUUGAGGAGGAGACCAUGCUCAUGCUGAAGAUGAAGGGUCGGCGCCACUCGGGGUGCUUGCCUCAAAAGGUGAUCGAUGAUCACAAGUUGGAGCGCUUCGCCGGGCUUGCGCCUUGCCACCUCGGCGCCAGCACCUUCGUGCAGACCGGGUUCAUCAGGGACGUGAUGCGGGCGGGGCUGCGGGACUGCUGGGUCUUCGACUUGGUGAACGCCCACGUGGAGAUCGUCCUGGCGCGGCACCCUCAGUCCGAAGGCGGCGCCAUCAGGACCUACAUUGAGAACCGCGAAGAGAUCUUGAAGCAGACGCACCCGGACAGGGCGGUCGCGAAGCAGCUGUGGCUGAUGCUGCUCUACGGAGGCACCAUCCGCUCUUGGAAGUCCACCCACCAGGUGGGUGCCUUUGCAAGCGAGGAGCUGGCGAGGAGGUUCGCCCAGGAGGUGGGGGAGAUCCGCAAGAAGGACUGCGAGGGCAACCUGACCAAGCUGGCAUGGCUGAAGAAGAACAUGUCGCGGCCCGUGGAGUACCUGCAGUACGCCCUGAACACGGCCAAGGAGAGGCAGCUGAUCGACCUGGUGGAGGCCGCGGUGGAGAAGUUCGACGGGACGGUCUUGGCCUUCGAGCACGACGGCAUGUUCUUCCACAUCCCGCAGGAGAGGGUUGGUCAGCUGAGGGCUGAACUGGACCAGGUCCUGGGCGGCUUCAAGUAUGUGAUGAAGGCCCCGCCGACGGUGGAGGCCGCCAUGGAGGCUGCUCAGAAGGUGAUGGCCGUGGGACCGCUGAAGCAUCUAUGGGACCGGGUGGACCGGCAGUGGAGGAACUACCACCACCUGGUGACGCAGGCCUACGAGGGGUCCCUGACUCGCCAUGGGCUGUUUGCCGAGAUCAUGGUCCGUUGCCCGGCGGUGAGCAACAACGUGCCCCAUGCGCUUCCGAACAUCUUCAAGGUGGUGAUGGACACCGGGCACAAGGCCUUCUACAGCACGCCGCAUCGGCAGUGGAUCCAGACGGGCGACUCCGCGAUGGACGUCCUCAAGAGGAGCAUCCAGACGAUUGCGCAGCGGGAGCUCGGGCGCUACCACCUGUCGUGGAACACCGAGGGCCAGGAGGUGUUCCCGCAGGAAAGGUGGGAAUUUUCCUCAGAGCCCUUCAAAAAUGGCGUGGCCACCUCGCUCCGCUCACACCUGGGGGUCACGAGCGAGACCUGGACCCUCGAUGGACAGGAGUCGACGCGCUACCUCAAUUUUGAGGGGCGAGUGCUCGACAGAGAGACGCUCUUAUGGAGAGACGUCGAGCCGUCCAUGAACAUCAGCAGGUCGACCGGCUGGGAGCACAGGUGGCCGUCCUGGUGGGAGACAUCCGGGCCUCUGCUGCGGGAUGUCCUGCUGAAAGUGCGCAAGAUCCAGGACAGGCUUCAGGACGGCGCGGACUACGAGCUCGUGGGCGAGAUCUGCCGGGAGCUGGACGAGGUUGCGGCGCAGAUCGACGAGCUGCAGAUCUUCCACAACUACACCCGGGACGAUUGGACCUCCACUCUGUAUGAGCUCAUGCUGCUCUCCAAAGGAGUCUUCGGCCUCCCUCAGGCCGCCGCCCUGUUCACGAGGGGCGUCGGGCGGAACGGCAAGGACAGCAUAUGCAACAUGAUGCAGCGCGUGCUCGGAUCGUAUGCCUGCUCGAUUGCCGCUGAAACCCUCGUGAAAGUGCGAGACCCGAACGCUCCCACUCCGAUGUAUGCCAUGGUGAGAGCACGCCGCUUUGUGGCCGUGAGGGAAGUGGACGCUGCCGAAAACCUGCGUUUGCAAACCUACAAGACCUUCACCGAUCCGAACACGGAGCUAUCCGGACGAGAUUUGUACGAAAAACUUGUCAGAUUUCGCCCGCAGCACCUCGUGCUCUUCGCCGCAAACAAUCCCCCGCCACUCGUGGGGGAUUAUGCGGUGCGGCAGCGAACAGCCGUGAUCGAGCACGUGUCGGUGUUCGCCGACGAGGUCCAGGAGGCCAACCAGAUGAAGUGGCGAGACAUCGAGGGCUCGCUGGACAAGCUGGUCCCGGGGAUCUUCGGCCUCCUCUACCUGAUCUACGAGACCCUGCUGUGGAACCGCAGCAUGCGGUCCAUAGGCCCGGUGCCUUUGAAGUGCAAGCUCCUGCUGACGGCCGAGAUCAAGAACGAGCUGGGCAGCGCUGCGGAGCAGUUUGUGAUGACCAGGAUCGUCCGGGCGCCGUCGCAGGCCGCUGCCUCCGAGGCGCAAAAGGUGUAUGAUGAGCUGCAAAAGUUCUUGGAGAGCAAGUUUGCCGAUGACAAGGGCGCCAAGCGCCCCAAGUGGUCCUGCAGCGAUCUGCUGAAGCAGGCUGGGUUGGUGGAGAAGCGGACCAAGACGGAGACGGGCCUGGAUGGAAAGCGGAGGAAUGCGUAUGUCCUCCUGUAUCGCUUCCUCGGCGCCGACGGCAAGAAGGAGGCGAAGGAGAGCCCGGUCAAGCUCGAGGGGAGCAUGGAGUAG
This is a messenger RNA of Symbiodinium sp. CCMP2592, 4539 nucleotides long. NCBI's taxonomy places the organism in Eukaryota, Dinophyceae, Suessiales, Symbiodiniaceae. The record is from the annotation of a GenBank genome assembly.